AUGCGGACGGGAGAGAGGGAAGAGGCGAACGCGAAGCAGCGACGGACGAAAGGCGGCGCCAUCGUCUUCUCGGAGUUCUUCCCUCCAGCACACUCGCUUGCUUUCCCUCCCUCCUUUGUUUCUCCAGUGUACUCCCUUCCGAGGGAAACUGUAAUCACUCCGAGGGACGCGGCACUUCGUGCCUCUUUCAACCCUGCACUUCCGGAUGUGUCGGCACUUUCAUCUUCUGUCCCUCUCCCUUCCGUCCCUCCCUCUGCCGCGGCUUCAGCCUCCGCGAGAUAUCCUUCUUCCUUCGAUUCGCCUUUCUCCACUGCGUCUCCGCCGCUCGCUCGGUCCCCCCUCUUUGCAUACGGGCCCAAGUAUCCGUACGCGACGCAGUCCAACCGCAUCAACAAGAAGCCGCCGUGUGUGCUGUCGUCUCCCUCGGCCUUUCCCGCGCUCCUCCUGGCUCUGCCUCCGCUGAACAUCACUGCUGUGAAUCCAGCCUACGUGGGGCAACACGUGCGAUUGCCGGUCACCCCUUCUGCGGACUUCUUCUCGCUUCUGACCGCUCCUCGUCUCGCCGCCUUCUUUCCGCCGAGCACGCGCAUUCGGCGGUAUUUGCGCGGGCCGGGCGGCAUCGAGCUUCGCGACGACAGCCAGCCCUACUUUGCGCUUCUUCGGGAGCUCUCGGAAGCGAGGCGACGCGACGACCAGGGCGGAGACCUCGAAUGCCAGAAAAACGAUAGCGAGGCGCCACGCCCAGACGAAGGCCGGAGCCGAGGCCGCGCGAACGAGGGGCCGCCGCACGGCGGAAGUUCCCUCUUUCCUGAGAGAGGGGAAAUGAGGAAGCCAGCGCAUACUGCGCCGCGCCGAGGUGUAGAGACACCCGAUCGGCGGGUCUGGACCGAGUACGCAGACCUCCUCGACUUUGUAAAGAGGCGCGAGGAAGGCUCCGCUAGUGCCGAUUUGCACGCGAAGAACUCCGAUCAGACAGACGAGCGUGGAAACGCGUGCGCGGCGGGCGAAUGCACCGCCAGCGAACGGGGACGUUCUGGGGCCGACACGGACGAAGGCGCGCUGCGUGGAGACGCGGAACGCGAGGCACGGGAGCACCCAGAGUAUCGCGUCUUCUUCGAGGAGAUUGCAAAGAUAUCCGAGAGAAAGAAACAAAUGUACAAAGGCAAGAAACCUUGGCGAGAAGACCUCCACCCCACCAAGAGCAUCUUCGACCAGCCGUGCUUCCCUGGGGACGCUCUGCCCUACAUUCAGCAGCACAACGAAGAGAUGAUCCAGACCGGGAAGCUGGACCAAGUGAUCAAUGAAGACGAGCUACGAUGCGACGCCCUGUGGGCCGACGACGAGGGCAGAAUCGUCAAGCUGCAGGCGAACGUGCACAUUAGCGAAAUUCGAAGCGCCCCAAAUCUGGCUCCCGUGACCCGCGAAAGGCAAGAGCUGAUGAAGAAGCUGCCGAACCCGGAGCCGCAGUGGCGGUUUGUUGUCACUACUCACCUCGGGUACAUCGAGGAGAAAAAGCUGAAGGUGGGAGACGUCCCGGAGAUGUUCAGUGCCAAGUACAUGCGAGAAAUAUGGAACAAUCACUUCGCGCUCCCGAAGCGAGGCCGCCAGCCGCUGGUCCUCGACGACGGAUCAAUAGUCCCCUAG
Molecule: messenger RNA, 1644 nt
Organism: Neospora caninum
Lineage: Eukaryota; Apicomplexa; Conoidasida; Eucoccidiorida; Sarcocystidae
Exons: 5
Coding region: 1-1644 (547 amino acids)
Source: RefSeq, a predicted model, not a curated record